Messenger RNA from Cuscuta epithymum, 1495 nucleotides. Lineage: Eukaryota; Viridiplantae; Streptophyta; Magnoliopsida; Solanales; Convolvulaceae. The record is from the annotation of a GenBank genome assembly.
CAGUAAAUUGGGGAGUAAAUGGAGGACGGAGGGAACAUCUAAAACCACUAGCUUGCUCAAUACUCCAAGAUAACCCAAACAACACAGCAAGAAACAGCCCAAAAUACAUAAACCCCUCAUAAAUCUGACCACCUCAUUCUUCACAGCUGCCCUGUAGUGUGUGGAACUCGCUCCUCUCUCGCCUCUCCGUCUUCAUCACAAGUUUCUUCCAGGGUCUACAAAGAUGAAUCUAAACAAUGUUAACAUUCCCAAAAUGCCCGGUGGUGGUGCCGCGUCCGCUCUGAUCAAGUUCGGUCUUGUUGCUGGGAUUGGUGUAUACGGAGUUUCCAACAGUCUGUACAAUGUUGAUGGAGGGCACCGUGCCAUCGUCUUCAACCGUAUCAGUGGUAUCAAAGAAAAGGUCUACCCUGAAGGAACACACUUUAUGAUUCCAUGGCUUGAGAGACCAACCAUUUAUGAUGUUCGUGCAAGACCCAAUUUAGUAGAGAGCACAUCAGGAAGUCGUGAUCUUCAGAUGGUGAAAAUUGGUCUUCGUGUGUUAACACGUCCUAUACCAGACCAAUUGCCUACUAUAUAUAGGACUCUUGGGGAGAACUUUAAUGAAAGAGUGCUGCCUUCAAUCAUUCAUGAAACCUUGAAGGCCGUGGUUGCCCAGUAUAAUGCUAGCCAGCUUAUCACUCAAAGAGAGGCAGUGAGCAGAAAGAUACGCGAGAUUUUGACUCUGAGAGCGGCUAACUUCAACAUCGCAUUGGAUGAUGUGUCCAUUACUAGCCUGACUUUUGGGAGGGAAUUCACCGCCGCCAUUGAAGCAAAACAGGUUGCAGCUCAGGAAGCUGAGAAAGCGAAGUUCAUAGUUGAGAAGGCUGAACAAGAUAAGCGCAGUGCUAUUAUUAGGGCUCAGGGUGAAGCUAAGAGUGCACAGCUGAUUGGGCAAGCCAUAGCAAACAACCCAGCCUUCAUCACACUGAGGAAGAUUGAAGCAGCCCGAGAAAUCUCUCACACCAUAUCAAAUUCGUCCAACAGGGUGUACUUGAGUUCUGAUGAUUUGCUGCUCAACCUUCAAGAUAUGAACCUGGAUGGUGCUAAGAAUUGAGCAAAAAGUUUUCUUGUAGCAAACCUCCAAAGCUGAGAUAAACUGUUCAGUUUAGGUAUGCUUGCUUUUGCUGCUGGUUGUUGAGUGAUACUGGGAGAGAACACACUAAAUGUUACUACUGACUGUCAGAGUAAAACAAUGCAGACGUCUUUCUAUGUACUUUUUCUUAAUUCAGAAUGGCGAAGUUGUGAUCAAUAAUGGCAUCUUUGAUCAUUCACGUCAUAUUACAAGGUGAUGAUAUUGCAAAUUGAAAAAAAAACAAAUAUUUGAUGCCAACGUAAUGGGAAUUUUGAUCAGACUUUAGAUUUACAGUGCUGGUGAUUAAAUUUUAUUAAACGGCAUAUCAUAACAUUGUUUGCUCUGGUAAUAUUGCAGUCUUUAGCUUGCUUAAGCAUCUAAUAG